This is a messenger RNA of Ceratina calcarata, 1707 nucleotides long. RefSeq lists its product as uncharacterized. Lineage: Eukaryota; Metazoa; Arthropoda; Insecta; Hymenoptera; Apidae. Gene Ontology annotation, molecular function: catalytic activity. The transcript has a single exon. Bases 1 to 1707 code for a protein of 568 amino acids. The record is from RefSeq and is a predicted model, not a curated record.
AUGGCGGGAAAAAUAAAAGUAGCACAGAUAAACCUGCACAGGUCAAGGGCAGCAACUGGCGCACUAGCCAACAUAAUGUACAAGUACAAAAUAGAUGUAGCACUGAUACAAGAACCUUGGACCGUAGGAGACAGAAUUAAAGGAAUGGGCAUGAUAGGAAGAGUAAUAAACAAGAACACAGACGAAAGACCGAGAUCGUGUAUAGUGCACACAGACAAGAUCAAACCGAUUAUUCUACCACAGUUCAGUGACAAAGAUAUCACUACAACGCUACUAGAAAACGACAGAGGGACGGCAAGAACCACAAAGAUAGUAAUAGUAUCGAUGUACAUGCCGCACAACGAGAGAGAUCCGAUAACCACAACAAUGGACUCGCUGAUCGACUGGUGCACGCACCAAGGAAUAAACAUAAUAAUAGGAGCAGACGCUAACGCGUGUCACACACUAUGGGGAAGCACGAGAACGAACGAAAGAGGAACAAAGCUACUGGACUAUAUGAAUAACAACGGACUGACAUGGCUAAACGAAGGCACAGAACCUACGUUCUGCACGAGCAACAGAGAAGAAACCUUAGACAUAAUGAUAACAACGACAGAACUAAGACCAUUAACAAGUAAAUGGAAAAUUCUCAAAGACACGUCGCUCUCAGACCACAGAUACAUCACAUUCGAAAUAAGAACCAGAGGAAUCCCGACAAUGAGAAUAAUCGAGAACAAGAAAUCGCUUGACGCUGAGAAAUACUUAGGAAAACUGGAGGAGAGACUAAGAGAACCCCCCAGAAGAUACGGCACACCCGAAGAAAUCGACGAAUAUUUAAAACACGUUACAGAAGCAAUCAAAGAAUCCGCGAGCGAGGCGAUCACAAGUAAAAGAAAAGAGUUCAACACAAAAGCUCCCUGGUGGAGCCAAACACUAGAAACGCUCAACGAGAAAAGCAACAGAUUAGAAAAGAAAGCACGCAGAACAGGCAACGACAGAGACAAGCGAAGAGCAAGGAGAGCGACACUGAAACUGGACAGAGAAAUAAGAGCGGCGAAAAAGAAAUCGUGGAGGAACUUCUGCAGCGGUUUAAAAAAGACACAGGACAUAGCGAGAAUAAACAGAAUACUAGAGAAGGUAGACCAAAACGGACUGGGAAUGCUAAAAAAACGAGACGGAACAAUGACUAACAACAUCAAGGAAACACUGGAAACUCUCAUAACGGAACACUUCCCCGAAGCAACGAUCGCAACAAACACAAACGAAAACGAAACACGAAACGACGAGGAGGAAAGCACGAUGCGAACCCCUGGAAACAGGCAACCGGCCAUACACGGCGGUAGACCGAACUGGGGGCUAGCGGCGAAAAUUAUAACAGAAGAGAAAAUACGCUGGGCCAUAAACACGUUCCUACCGUACAAGGCACCGGGCCCGGAUGGGCUGAUUCCAAAAUAUUUAAAGACAGGAAAACACCUGAUCUCUCCACACUAUAUGGAGAGAGACGAACGUCACGUUCAUCCCGAAACCAGGCAAAGCCGACUACUCGACACCGAAAGCGUACAGACCGAUAAGUCUAACGUCGUUCCUACUAAAAACAAUGGAGAAACAAAUAGACAGACACAUAAAAGACGAAGUCCUGACGAACAACCCACUCUCACCGAGACAAUACGCAUACAGAAUAGGGCACUCGGUAGAAGCAGCAUUACAUGGAAUAACAAGGCACUUUGA